Molecule: messenger RNA, 849 nt
Organism: Dibothriocephalus latus
Lineage: Eukaryota; Metazoa; Platyhelminthes; Cestoda; Diphyllobothriidea; Diphyllobothriidae
Source: the annotation of a GenBank genome assembly
AUGACCGGACCGGGCCUGGUGACUCCAGGAACUUUUACGAACACGUGCUUCCAUCACGCCAACAAACACCUGCCAACCAGGUACUCGAGCGACGGCCAUACGGCCAGUCAGACCGACCACAUUUUAGUCAGCCCAAGAUUCCACAGCUGGGUUCAUGAUAAUAGGUCGCUGCGUGGAGCUGAGACUGGUAAUAUCUACGGGUCUGACGAUGUUCGCGCUCUUACAUAUUUGCAAGGUUACCUCAUAUCCGCACCCAAAAUACCACGCAAUGGACGUCUUGAUGUCGCCGAAAUUCUGCUACCCAACACUACCGAAGUCCUGGGCAGAGAAAUCCGGUCCUGUUUCAUAAGCCGAGCCGACGCAGAGGAGAGUAGCCAAUGGUCGUCACUGCAAACAUCGGUCUAUAGGGCAGCCGAGAAAAUUCUUGGAUACACCCAGCGACGCCGCAUGUCCUACGACCCGCCAUCUGAAGGAGAAAUCGCUGACGCCAUAAGAAGAUCGCGCAACAAUAAGGCACCUGGAGAAGACGGCACAGGCGACGCAGAUGACGAUUGUGACAAUUCUGAAAAAUUGGCCGUCUCGGACGAGGGAGUUCGUGGCGAUGAGACCGAUGACUCGGCAGUACAUGAUACGGUCUCGGAACAGUCGAUUGACUCGGCAGUUCGGAAUCUGUCACUGAGCGGGAAACGACUUGAGCAAAAGUUGAAGUCUCUGCCGGUUGAGCAGGACGCUGGUGGUAGGAUGAGCGUCCAGAUGCUUGCGUCUGGUGGGAAGGAGCAGAGAUUGUUUGGUGUGACCGAGACUGAGGAGGGCCAUAACGUCGAGGGGCCGGAUUGGAAGGUCCGUUAA